UCCCUGCCAAGGUCCAGCGGCCGCCGGGGCACGGGGCAGGCGGGUGGAGGGGACAGAUGAGGCCACCCACCAGCAGUGAUUCCUUCUCCAGCAGGCUUCUGGGCCAGGUCCUUCAGCUCCGCUUGGUCAAGUACCCACUAAAGCUCCUGCAGAAAGCAUCUGUCUGGGUUGGAUUGGUGCUCCCUGUCGGGGCCAUCAGGAGCAGGCUCUGCCCCCCAUCCCAGUCCCCCUCCAGGCCUGGGCUCCUGGCCAGGAAGCGCCGAGGGAAGCUCCUGCGCCUUCUGCUCUCCGUGACUCCCACCAGGGUCCAGAACUUCCUGGGCUACCUCCCAACCGACUGGGGCCAGAGCAACAUGUCCAAGGAGAUCCAGGAGGCUCCCAUCAACCCAGCCAGCAAAGCCAGCAAGAGGAAGAGGGAUGAUGUGGCUCUGGAGCAGCAGGAGUCCUGGUUUGUGGUGCUGGAGAGGGAUUUGCCAGAGGAUGACCCUGAAGACCUCUCAUAUGAGCCCUCGGAGCUGGAGUCAGACAGUGAUGAGUACCAGACCCACAAUGACACCGAGCUGGAGCUGGAGGAGCAGGGUGGGCUCACUGUGCUGGAGCUCUCAGCUGUCCAGGGCUCCGUGUCGCCCCCAGAGCCAGGAGCAGAGGAUCCAGCUGUGACCAGCAGAGGGGGAGAUGCUCCAGAUGUGGCCAGUGGUGAUGCCCAGAAGCCACGAGGGGAUGGGAGCAGUGAGCAGGAGACUGACACAGCCUGUGGCACCAGCUCCUCCCAGGGUGGGUGGACCACUUAA
Molecule: messenger RNA, 791 nt
Organism: Motacilla alba alba
Lineage: Eukaryota; Metazoa; Chordata; Aves; Passeriformes; Motacillidae
Exons: 7
Coding region: 57-791 (244 amino acids)
Source: RefSeq, a predicted model, not a curated record